Molecule: messenger RNA, 2226 nt
Organism: Corvus hawaiiensis (hawaiian crow)
Lineage: Eukaryota; Metazoa; Chordata; Aves; Passeriformes; Corvidae
Product: TLC domain-containing protein 5-like
Exons: 3
Coding region: 86-784 (232 amino acids)
Cellular component (GO): membrane
Source: RefSeq, a predicted model, not a curated record
CCUGCCCGCCCUGCCCCGGCUCCGGCCCUGCCCCGGGGCUCGCAGCUCCGCUCCGCGCAUCCCUGGCCGCCUCCGGGGCAGCAGGAUGGUUCCCAUCGUCCUGGAGGUGACCUGCAGCUUUGUCACCUGGCUGUGUCUGUACGGCUGCUUCUGCCGCUGGAACAGGCAGCGUUCCUGCAAGUGGAGCUGCCGCCUCGUCACCCUCCUGCACGGGCUCAUUGUCACCUGCCUCUCUGGCUACGUCGUGUUCCUGGAUGGCCCCUGGCCUCUGACCCACGCAGGUUCACCAAACACCCCUCUCCAGAUCCACGUGCUGUCCCUGACCUUGGGCUACUUCAUCUUUGACCUGGGCUGGUGCCUGUACUUCCAGACAGAGGGGGACCUGAUGCUGCUGCACCACACCCUGAGCAUCUGUGGCAUGAUCCUGGUGCUGGGGCUGGGCAAAUCCGCCACGGAAGUGAACGCUGUGGUGUUUGUCAGUGAAAUCACCAACCCCCUGCUCCAGACCCGCUGGUUCCUGCGGGAAAUGGGCUCUUACCACACCGCCCUGGGAAAAGUGGUGGAUUUCCUCUUCGUGCUCCUCUUCCUGGUGCUGCGGAUCGGGGCAGGAGCGUGGAUCGUGUACGGGAUGGUGACGUCCCCCGAGCCCAACUGGCUCCUCAAGGCUGGGGGCCUGGCCAUGUACAUGGUGUCCUUGGGGUUCAUGGUUGAGAUUUGUCGCUUUGUAAGGAGGAAAGUGUGGAAAAAAACCCCUUCCCUGGAUACACAGUCUUUCCAGGAGUAGGAAUGCACCUGUGGAAACUUCCUGGCUGCUCGUUAACGGGUUGUGGAGGUCAAUCCCCUGGGUUUGGGGCCUGGCUGCUGGAGCUUGUUCCUGUGAAAAGAACUCCUAAAAAUGACAAGGAAUUGACUUUCUGCUGCCCCUGGAGGAGAUGGAUCGGCGCUAGAAACAUGGAAAAGCUGAGAGAAGAGGGAUUUGAGUGGAAACCUAAGGAAGCUGACGCUGAUUCCCUGACUUCUCCAGCAAUGGUACAGUCUCGAGGAGGGUGGCAAUGCCAGACCUGAUCAGUCUGCAACCAAUAAUUGCACAGUCUGUAUGUUCUGUCCUCAUUUCCAAGGUACAGUUAUUUGACAGCGUAGAGAAAAUCAAAUAAGAAAAAUGCCAUUUUCCUGCCAGUGGGGCUGGGUAAGGGGAGUGACCUGGCAAAGGUUUCCUGAGCCUCGCUCUCCUUAAUCCUGGAUUUGGACAAUGUGCUUGGCUAAGUACUCGAGUGAAAUCCUCUGAACACGACUGAAGUGCUUGCAGGGGUGUAGUGGAGCUGUCCUUUGAGAGUGUGAAGUGAUGGUUCUCGAGGGGAGGCAGUGUUUUACCUUGGUUUUUAAUGAUACAUUUCCUUUUCUUUUUUUUAACACUGGCAUUGGGGCAGGUGCUGAUCUCAGAGCAGAGUGAUUUCUCUGGGACUGACUCAGGUCCUCACAAACAAGAGUCAGGAAUUAGACUUGUGCCAAUAAACUCCACGAGCAGGUGUUGGCCUGGACUUGGAUUGCUUAAGAGGAAUAAUCAGGCUUUUUGUGGGAGAGGGAGGAUAGCAAAGAGCCCCUCUGGAUGCUCUUCCUGUCCUGGGGUUGGCUCAUUUACAAGCCACUUAAGCAGAAUUCUUGGCUAAUGAGUCAAAUAUGUGACAAUUUCCAGGGGUGCCAGUAAUGUUUAGGCAGAUCUCAGUGUGACAUCUGCUCCACACCAGCAGGCCUCGGAGCAUGGAACAGUUCUCUCAUUUUCUUUACCUCUCAGAAUCGUGUUCUGACAUUUUCCCUGGGGUUUUAAUGUGAAUUUCCCUCUGUUUAAGGCCACAGUUCAGAUUUAGUCUCCUCUAAAAGCCUCACUGAGAGCUGAGAAGCAAAUGCAGGGGUGAGGGAGGGGAGCAGUGUGGAUGCAGCUCCUCCACUCCCCUUAUCUCACUGACUUUGGCUCUGUUCAGAGCCGAUAUCAGCCUUUGGCUGGGGCUCCUCAAGGUGUCUGCAGAGAUUAAAAAAUGACCUGAAGUAACCUCACUUUUGACACAUCCACUGAAAGCAUUGCAGCUGUGAACCCAGGCAAGUUCCUGGGCCAGUAUUUUUAGGAAAGCAGGAGCCAGAGUGGGCACCUGCCCGGGUCACUGUGCUCUUCCAAAAACUCCUCUGAGUGAAGGGACUUUUAAUAAAGUCAUGUUCUCUUUCGAAAAAGAA